GCGCCUCCCCCCUCCCCAGCUGCAGCGGCCGCGGCCCGCGAGCGGGUUUUUUGCAGCUGUUGUAACCUGCCCCCGGCCUGCGCUGCGCUCCCCGCUCCCCCUCGGCCAUGUCCAGCGCCGCGCACCCCCUGCCUGCUGCUGCCGGCGGCGGAGGGGACCCAGCCUCCCGGCCCCAGUGAGCGCCCCGCUCCCCCGCCGCCAGGAUGCGAGAGGCGGAGGGCCCGGAAAAGCCGCAAACUCCGCGCGAUCUGGCCCCCGCCGGCCUGACUGAAAGGGAACCUACAGUCAACGACAACCAGCAGCCAGCCAAUUGGUGGCAAACCCAGCUGUAACCCUUUCGCCGAAAUGAUAGAGACCGUCUAUGGCCAGGCAGUAAAUGUCGAUUUUAACACACACACUGAAAAAAUAUUUCCAUCAAUAAUUCAAUGUACAGCUAGGCAACGUAAGAAAAAUGCUUUUCGAGAACUUAGAGACCAAAUCCAGUGAUUUAGGCUUGUCACAAAUGGACUAGCGAAUGAAUUGUAAAAACAGGCAUGUCAGCGGUUUGAGUGUGUGUUACCUUCCGAGGUCUACGAUCUUCCAAGCAAAGAACCCUGACCGAAUUCCAGAGGGCGAAGGAAUGCAGCGGUUAGACGACGAGAGGAGGUGGCUGUCUGUCCCUAAAGUCUACGUCCUCCAGCCUUGGAUUUUGAACCUCUUGAUGAAAUACGAACAGUUGGACUCCAGAAAUACUCAGGUGCCUGGGCAUAUCCUGAAAGUUGUGAGUGACUUGAAGGCUGCAGACCAAGGCAGUGCCGCCGUCCUGCACAUCUCAGAUGGGUCCUACUACAUCCGGGUGGUGGUCUCCCCGGAAGCUGUGCAGAUGGCAGAAUGUGUUCAACUGCAGUCCGGGUUCUCCAACAUCCUUGGCAGGAUUAUCAUCUUGCAGAAGUACAUGGUGUGCUUCCUGGAGGAGACCAAAGCGGAGGAGUGCGAGUUCUACCUGUCCGUAAACCAGUUCAUCGUGUUGCCCUUGCAGAGGCAGAGGAUGGAGGCGCUGAACUGUAAUCAGGAGCCCUCAAUCCUCCAGAAGAUAAAGGAACUAUGGCAGAGAGGCCUCACCUUGAAGACUGUUUCCUCCUCAGGGAUGUCGGUGUCUCAGUUACUGUUCGACAUAGGGCAGAGACGGCUCAAGGUUUUGAAGCAGAAUGUUGAGGAUUGCUUGGAUUUACUGGACCCAAGUGAGGUGCCAGCCAUAGGGGAGAGGCUCCCUGUCACCAACUGGGAGGUGGAGCGCAAGAGAGAGCUGAGUAAAGACGUCUUUACAGUGCCAGCCAACUUCCUGGUGAUUGGCCCGGAGGAGAAGGCGGCGAUUCGUGAUGCCUGCCUGGCAGGAGCUCCUCACACUGUUCCUGGGAGAAGCCGCCUUGACAGGGACCUGGAUGACUGUAGUGUAGUGUCAUGCCCCAGUGACCCUGACGCAAUGUCCCAAAGUUUGGACGUAUCCCUGGAUAAUCCCUGGGACAAGCUUCAGUCAGUGUCCGUGACUCUGUCCUCCUCCUUGGAAGAGAAGUCCAUUAUCCAGCCCAGCCUACCAAGCACAGAAGAGGCCCAGCUACCCAACUCCACAGAGGAGGCGGCCAUCACGCAGCCUGACAGCAACACCCCAGAUUUCUUGGAGCCUUCCAGCCAGCAGUCCCCUUGUAGCUUAUCCCAGAAUGAACCAGUGGAGACUGUAUCCCCAUCACUGCUGUCCUACAGCAGUACAUGUCCCCCAGAGGCUGCCACGUUCCAGAGGCCACCUGAUGUGGAUAAACACCCUGAUGCCAGCCAUGACGUCCCCUGCAGCCAGCCAUCUGGAGUUUUCCAAACCAAUCUGUGCCCUUUCUCUCCUGCUCUUCCCAUUUUGGGCAGCAUCAACAGCAGAGCAGCACCCCCUGCAAAUGGAGGGCAGGCUGAUCUUGGUGGCGCGGCUUCCGUCCCAGAUGUGGAGAACAGUGGUCUGACAAGCUCUGAAUGGGACACUCAGCUGGGGAGUGGAGCUGGGGGAAAAGAUCUGUCCAGGAGCAGGCAGCACAGGGUGACUAAGAGAAAGCUGCUGGUGGAUGACCAUAAGGCCCACGGCGAGGUUUUGCCCAGUCCAGGCAAAACCCAUCAGAGAGCACAGAGGAAACCUCCCCAUGCGGCUGUGCCCAUGGGGGACGAGCACUGCGUGGGCGCGAACGUAGUGGGCCAGAACCCAGGUAUGGAGUUGGUGAGUGCUCAGAGAGCCAAGAAGAGCAGGCUGGAGCAGGCCGGGCCAGCUCAGGAGCCUACACUGCCCGGGGACCUGGAGGGGCUGCCAGGAAGGGGGAAUGAGAGAGCAGCAGUCAGGAGCGCGGCUGCGUCCGGGCCAGGCCAGCACAGAGCCCAGGAACAGGUAAAGAAGUAUGUGAAAACAACCCCAUUUCAAUACGCCUACACGGCACCAACGCCAGAUCUCUGUGCCCGAGUGAACUCCACCAGGAUCUCGAAGGCGAUGCUGCGCUGGGCCUGCUGGGUGAUCACCAAAGCUGAGCAGCCCUGAGCGAAGGCCCUGGUGGAGUUCCAAUGUGCUGUACCUAGGUUCUCCUGUUCUUGUUCACGGCUUACCCGAAGGGACGAGCAUGGAAGGGUGUGACUCGAUAGCCAUGCAGAGUAGGCCCUCUGGGGCCAAAAGGAAGGUCCGCUGGCACUCAAGUUACCCAAAAGGCCUCCCAGUCCCAACGACUCCUGCCCAGCUUCUUGGAAUAGGUCCUGUACCAUAUGCUGGGAGUCCCCGGCCACAGUGGGGGCAGCCGAAGGGCUGUGGCUGCUGCAUGGAAGCAGCAUGCAUGAACCUUCGCUGGUACGGUGUGCCAGGGACUGAAUCUCAUGCUUGGCUGUGAGGGGCAACGGGGUUUUAUCCUGUGCUCCACAGAGAAGGGCUGGUGGAGGGAACGUCGGGUAGACAAGUCAUCUUGGCAGCUGGAUACCUUGCUGUGGGAUAUUCUGCUCUCCCUCCUCCCUACAAUCACCUCUUCAGCACGUUAAACCCCAGCUGGAAAGCAAUGCUCUUCAGCACUCUGCCUGUCGCGCACACCAGCCCGGUCUGUUAUUUGUCAAGGAAUGCAAUGAGCUGGGAUAGGAGCAGGCAUCUACCACAGAGCACCUGUGAGCAAGGGGCUUGCUACAUCUCCUUACAACCUGCAGCAUCCCUUAACUGGGCUAAUGCCCCAGCCCUAGGCUCCAGGCAGAGGAGGUCCAUGAUGUAGCAGAGGUUAGGAAAGCGCUGUGGUAGUGUUCCUUAUCCGCAGCAGCACACCCCUCUACCAAUUGCGACUCUGGAGUCAAUGCAGUAGUUUGGUCUUUUAAUGCUUAGUUUGAUUAGAUUCCUGCUCAGUUUGUUACAAAAUAUUUCACAUGGUUUAUGCUUUGGAAAUGAAAAAUAAAGUGUCUAUUUUUAAA
This is a messenger RNA of Chrysemys picta bellii (western painted turtle), 3444 nucleotides long. It is a transcript of the gene ACD, whose product is annotated as ACD shelterin complex subunit and telomerase recruitment factor. The record is from RefSeq and is a predicted model, not a curated record. Gene Ontology annotation, cellular component: telomerase holoenzyme complex; chromosome, telomeric region; shelterin complex. Lineage: Eukaryota; Metazoa; Chordata; Testudines; Emydidae. Gene Ontology annotation, molecular function: telomeric repeat DNA binding. Gene Ontology annotation, biological process: protein localization to chromosome, telomeric region; telomere maintenance via telomerase; telomere capping.